ACUUUCCGCUCGUCCGCCGCUCGAGGCUCGUGUUUGUGAGUCAUAGUUACUUAUCGCCUGUUGCAGUUUCGGCUCCGUUUCGUAGCGAAGCACAUUUCGAUCGCAAAGUAUACUGUUAAGAUGCCGAUUAUGGUAGGAGGAGUGUCUGAGCAAGUCAAGGAUGCCGACGACACCGCGAGAGAAAUCUGCGAAAAGGUCCGUCCGGAGGUGGAAUCUCGUGCUGGCAAGACCUUUGCAGAGUUCACGCCCCUCAAAUACAAGACGCAACUCGUGAACGGCGUCAAUUACUUCAUCAAAGUUCGCGUUGGCGCCGACCAGCACAUCCAUAUCCGUGCGCACAAGGCUUUCAGUGGAGAGGUUACUUUCUCCGCUCACCAAGAAGACAAGAGCCUCGAAGAUGAAAUCGUGCACUUCCAGUGAACCUUGAAACAACGGACUGCCUACCUGGUUUUGUAACUAAACAGCGUACACCGCAAAAUAAAAUAUUUUGAUGAGAAA
Molecule: messenger RNA, 498 nt
Organism: Ixodes scapularis (black-legged tick)
Lineage: Eukaryota; Metazoa; Arthropoda; Arachnida; Ixodida; Ixodidae
Product: cystatin-B
Exons: 3
Coding region: 121-420 (99 amino acids)
Cellular component (GO): cytosol
Molecular function (GO): cysteine-type endopeptidase inhibitor activity
Source: RefSeq, a predicted model, not a curated record